This is a messenger RNA of Cucurbita pepo subsp. pepo (vegetable marrow), 1246 nucleotides long. NCBI's taxonomy places the organism in Eukaryota, Viridiplantae, Streptophyta, Magnoliopsida, Cucurbitales, Cucurbitaceae. The record is from RefSeq and is a predicted model, not a curated record.
AAGCGACAAUAAAUCCAUUGCUAACGUCUUUUGACCGUACAUAAAAUUAAGAGGUUCUGUAGGAGGUUGGUGGGACUUGGGAUACUAUAGAGAUUGAGUUAAACUUAUUUCAAUCAGGCGAUUCUAGUUUUUAAGAUGACAAAUAGUCAGUGUUGUAAACAUAGCUAAAUUUAACUUUAUCUCUGAAUUGAAAAUGUGUUACAUUUUCAAGUAGCACUGUCUUUUCCUCUGAAAGAAGGGCAGGAAGUUCAAUGACUGAAAUACAAUGUAAUGCAGGCUGGGUCGCAUUUAAGGCCAUUUAUCUCGUAACUUGUUGUUUCUUAUGUGCUUUGGUAAUUUCUUUGGGAUUCCAACUUGGAAAAUCUCAUUAUAGCAAAAUGAGUUUUGUUUUUUUAUUAGACAGAUAAAGUAAUUGACUUCAAAGUUAGAUCAAUUAUGAACCGAUAUGUUCAUAUGGCUACAAGUUCUUUGAAACCUCACGGCACUGACAUUGAGUGAAAGAUUCACCUAGAACAGUUACCACUGCCGUAGUGAGAAUUGGAUUGACAGAACUGGUCUCGGAGGCUUCCAUCCAUAAACAGUUUCUUGGCAUUUCAAUAAGUAAUUGAAACAUCUUUGAUGGGUUGCCUUGUUCUUUGCAGCUACAUGCAUGACGUGAUCUACAUUACGAGCUUUGUGCAAAUAAUGUCAAUCCUCUCUGGGAAGUUUUGGUACACCUACCUUGUGAUUCCAGCAUUUGGGGUAUACAAAUCUUCUGGUUUAAUUAAGAGUUUAUUGUCGCACGGUUCAGAGGAUGAACCUGAGGAUGAGAAGACUCGCAAGAAGAGGGAAAAGAUGGAGAAGAAAGCUUCAAGAGUGAAGUUUAUGAAAACCAAGAAUAGAUAAUCUUCUCUUCAAAAUUAAACGGAAUCAACUUAAGUAAUGAGAUGCAAAUUUGAGCAGAUGGACAGCAGACACAGUCAAGUUAUAGGUACCAUUUGAAGUUAGUUUGUGUAUUUUUCUGACUAAUUAUAACAGGAGAAUAAGGGGCAGAAGUAUAUCACUGUAACCUCCAUUCUGUCAACUGAGCUUUUAGAAGUCCCUGUUUCCUCUUUCAAAAUGACAUCACAGGUACACAACUUUUGCUGCUUUGGUUUCCUUUAGAACAGACAGAUCUAGGAGAGGGAUAUCAAAGCAAUAGUUUUAAUCUCUUUUAAAUUUGUUUCUACACAUUUUUGCUUCCCAAUUCCAAGUUUUGGUUCCUUGA